Molecule: messenger RNA, 576 nt
Organism: Blastocystis hominis
Lineage: Eukaryota; Bigyra; Opalinata; Blastocystidae
Exons: 4
Coding region: 1-576 (191 amino acids)
Biological process (GO): mRNA splicing, via spliceosome
Cellular component (GO): nucleus
Source: RefSeq, a predicted model, not a curated record
AUGAGUUCAAAUCUUUCAUAUUACAAUAACUUCUCAUCGGGUGCGUCUGAAUCGAUUAAAAAGAUUGUUUACAAUGAAUAUAGAGGACGGAAAUCACAAAAACGAAAAGAGAUCAUAAAUGAAGAACGACGGCAGCGAUUUGAAGAAAGGCGCGAGAAAAAGCGAAAAGAGGAAGAAGCUGUUCAAUCCACAUAUCGCGAUCGAGCCAAGGAGCGGCAAGAGUUGGGAUAUGAUCGUGAUUACGAGGGCCUUCUUCCUGAAGAUUAUGCAGAUUUGACGGAGGAGGAAUUGCGGUUGUUGGGAGGUGAUGAAUCGCGUACCCACUUGAUCAAGGGUUUGGAUAUGAUUUUAUUGGAAAAGAAACGACAAGAGAUCGCGCAGGAAGAAGAGGAAAAACGGCAAAAGGAAGAAGCGAAGCACGAGUUAUUGGUACCUUUGUUCUGUUGUUCAUUCAUCCAAAGUUACACACUGAGAAAUAUGAAACCGAUAUGGCAAAACACAUUCACACAAUCCUCUUUGAUCGUGCGGCUCAACUUGAAAACUCUUCCAUUACAACGUACUUUCUUUUCGAAUUGA